CGAUAUUUUAACAGGCUCUAGUUGGACGUGGUUUUUCCCUCUUGGGAUGCAGCGCAAAAACUAAUAUAAAUUUGAUGCCUUCGUGAACGUGUAACACGAAACAGACAACACACGACACAGAAAGACGCAAAAUAACCCGUUUAUCUGAAACUCCAACCAAAGAAUCCGCAUGUGUAAGCAGUAAACCAGCAGAUAUAAAGGCGCCAAGGCCCCAUUGUUUGUGCAACAGCUUGUGUCGAGGAUCGAGUGGAUUGGAUUGGCCGCUUCAUAGUAUUAUUACAACUACACUCUCCGAUUUCCUGCCUAGAAAGAGCAACAACUGCGCAGCAAUAACAACAACAAUAACAACGACAAUGGCAACGGCGCGAAAUGCUGCUGAGCCAGCGGAAUUGGCUUUCUUGCUGAACAACGAGCUGAGCCUCAGCAAGGCGAACGACAACGACAGCGCCAAACCCAACAUGCCCACAAAUAGUCAAAGGAAAUUCCUUGGCCCAGCCGCAACCAGCAUCAAAAUGUACAGCAGCGCCAACAACAACAACAACAAAGACAAACAGUUCAAUGCCAUUUGCAUGAAGGCCCAAGCUGGCCAAAAGCUGAUGAUCAUCAUGCGCGGGCCACCGGGCAGCGGAAAAUCCAUGCUGGCCGAAUCUCUACUGCGCCAAAGCCAUCUGCUAGAGCACAACGAUAUGCAGGACUUUGUCUAUAGCACAGAUGAUUACUUCAAGUCCAGGCGUGGCUAUGAGUUUAAUCCAGCUGUGCUGCCGACCGCCCAUGAGUGGAACAAGGACAGGGUACGCCAAAAGGCCGCUUUGGGCUGGAGUCCCAUCAUAGUCGACAACACCAACAUAAUGGUGUGGGAAAUGCAGCCCUAUGUCCAGAUUGCCGUACAGCAUGGCUACGUACUGGAGCUGUUGGAGCCGCAAACAAGUUGGUCAAAGUCGGCCAGCAAGCUGGCACAAAAGAACAUCCAUCAGGUGCCUAGGGAGACCAUUCAGCGCAUGCUGGAGCGCUAUGAGAAGACGAGUGUGCCGGAAUUAAUCAAGUUGCUGAAGGAAACCAAAUACACAGCAAAGUUGCCACAGCUACGGCAAUACCCGCCACUGCCGGCGGUGCCCACGCCAGCCACACUGCCAGAGAACGACAAUCCCGAUGGGCUAUCGCCAAACGGUUUCAAGCUGAAUGUCAAUGCCCGCACUUGGGUGCCCUACGAGCAGGGUGCGCCCGCCUACUGGUCGCGAUCGGACGGUGAUCAGGCCAGAGCCAGAGCCUCCAGACUAGACCCAGCUGCUGUUGGAACUGACUCGUACGAGAAAUCGCUUAUAGAGCUGCUACGCGAUGAGCCGGCCGAAAAAGCCCCACCGCAGGCUGGCUCCAGUCAACCAAUGAAAACUUUCGAGCGUCACUGCCUGAAUUGUCCCAACGAGCCCUCAAAUUUCGUGUUGCUGCGUCAAAUGUACCCGAACAAGCUGCUCACAGGGCUCUGGGAUCUCUAUGUGAAGUGCAAAACGAAUGUGGACUGGGCCGUGGACAUUCUAAUCAAAGAGGAUGAGCUGAAUGCCGCGUCGGGAUCGGACUUUGAUGCGUCCAUGCUGCCAGAGGAGUCGGCACAGUUCCAAUGCGACUGUGGCAGAGCUGUGAAAAAGGAGGAGGCACCACCGCCGCCACGUUCACCAUCGCCAACGGGAUUGGUGGCCAAGUCCAUGCCCAAGACCCAACGCCAGAGCCGUAAUAAACGCACCUCGGCGCCGCCCAAUAAGGAGCUGCAGCUGCAAGUUGAGAACUGCUUUGUACUCGGUGAUGAACAAUAUUCGGAGCACACGCGAAAGAUACGCGACAUUCGCAAUGGCAUACUCGAUCAGCCGUUGAUUGUUCAGCCCUCGGAAGUCGUCGAAGCGACGGAGGAGGAGGAGGAUCCCGAGGAAAAUAAUCUGGAGGAAAUGGACCUGGGAGCCACACUGAUCAAGCAACUACGCACUCUGUUCCAUACGGACGGUGAGAUGAUGCCGCCAGAAGAGGAAUUGCCCGCCACCAAAGUGUUUGUGCCACGGCAACUGCUGAAGCAGCUGUACAUGCUGUGGCUGGAGGGCGUCUACAACCAGCUGGAGGAGCAGCGUCAGAAAACGCUGCGCGACGAUGAACAAUUCGCCCGCCUACUGAAGCACCCCGAAUACGCCGAGUGCAGUGAGUCCCCGAGCAAUGUGAAUGAACUGCUCGACAUGGAGCUCGCCUGGAGCAUUUACAAUAGCGAGCAACAGGCCGCCAAGCAGGCGUCAGAGAUGGCCGCCCGUCAGCAGCCGAACGACAUUGCCACCCAUUUGACCAAAAUGAAGCUGUGCGAGAAGUUUCCGAAUAUACCCAACGACACGGUGCUCGAGAUAUUCUCGGCCACUGGCAGCAACUAUGGCAAAACCGUGGAGGUGCUCGACAGCAAUGUUCAAAGCUCUCUCAACGAGGCGGAACUCUAUGAUAAGGCGCUGCGCGAGAGCGAGAAGGUCGCUCUGCAGGAGCAACAGCAACAGCAAAAGUUACAGCAAACCAUCAAAGUCAGCGAGAAUGCGGCAGGCCAAAGCCAGCGUUGCGGUUCGUCAGCGUCGUCGAGCAGCCGCUCGCCGCAGCUGCACGAGGAGGCAAAGUGCGCUGCUCUGCGUGACUUUGAGGAGACCCGCAAUCUGGCCGCCCAUCAUGCCCAGCUAAAGGCCGAAUGCUAUCUGAAGGCCAACCAGGCCGUGCAGAAGGGCAACGGGAACGUGGCGCUGUACUACUCGCAGAUAGCCAAUCUGCACAAGACAAAGAUCGAUGUGUUCAACCAUCGGGCCGCCACCUGCAUCAUGGAAGUGCACAAGCACACCCAGAACAAUCCAGAUCUGCUGGACCUCCACUAUCUGCACACUGUGGAGGCCAUUAGCUGUCUAGAUCUCUUCCUCGAUCGCCACAUAACCAAGCUGCGCAAGAGUACGCGCGUGUACAAGCAUGUGUUCAUCAUAACAGGACGGGGACUGCACAGCGCCAAUGGAGUGUCCACCAUCAAGAACAAGGUCAAGUCCAGAUUGGGCGAGCGACGUUUACGCUGGCAGGAGGUCAAUCCGGGACUGUUGCGUGUAAAGGUGUUUUCUGCAUCGCGACACUCGGAGAACUUCUGAUCGACAGCCAUCAAUGGUAAAGGUCGGAAGACGGGCAGCAGCAGCUAAUCGGUUUCUGUAAUUACCCUUUGUAUUGAUUCUUACAAAAUUCAUAGUUAGCCCAUUUUGCUCGCUGUGUUUUUAUAUUUUUUUAUUUUAAGCAAGAGACAUUCCUCCCAUUUCGUUUUGUAUUCCUAUCAUCGAAGUUUUGUGUGAAACACGCGAAUCGGGCUAAAUGAAGUCGGUAAACAGGU
Messenger RNA from Drosophila obscura, 3373 nucleotides. RefSeq names its product NEDD4-binding protein 2. The coding region runs from base 354 to 3140 and encodes 928 amino acids. The record is from RefSeq and is a predicted model, not a curated record. Lineage: Eukaryota; Metazoa; Arthropoda; Insecta; Diptera; Drosophilidae. The transcript is spliced from 6 exons.